Molecule: messenger RNA, 4113 nt
Organism: Coregonus clupeaformis (lake whitefish)
Lineage: Eukaryota; Metazoa; Chordata; Actinopteri; Salmoniformes; Salmonidae
Gene: tmem115
Product: transmembrane protein 115
Exons: 2
Coding region: 975-2063 (362 amino acids)
Biological process (GO): retrograde vesicle-mediated transport, Golgi to endoplasmic reticulum
Cellular component (GO): membrane; Golgi apparatus
Source: RefSeq, a predicted model, not a curated record
ACGCUUCGCGUGUUGGUGACGGUGGCAGUGAGCCCAAGAUUCAGUAUUUGAUCAGUGUGGGAAAUGCCUCACAAGAUAACAAAUAUUCGCCAAUAAUCUGUGACCUUAUAUCGGAAUAACGUUGACGUAACCGAAUAGACUUUCCGAAAUCGUGAAGACAAUGAAUUUCGCGUGAAUCUCCGAUUGUUGAUCACCUCGACAACAUUGUUUUGAAGGCCUGUAGCUCCUGCUAACUAACGUUACAGGAAAUACUCGAGCUACUGUAGCUAGCUAGCGGUGAAUUCUGGGCCGAGGAAAACAAGAAAGGCGCUGUUACUAAUUGUUAUCGUUUUUGUAGUUAUACAACUCAAACCCAUUAAUCAAAUGUUGACUGGUCAUCUUAUGAAUUCGAAUGGCAGAUAUAAAACAUCGUAACAAACUGUCAGACUUCUUUCCCUAGCCAGUUACUAGUACUUAGCAAUAACUAACUAGCUAAUUUAGCUUACUAGAAACUUAUUCCAGUGCUUGCUAGUUGGUUGAAGUUCUUGGUAUUUUUCUAAAGUACAGUAGCUAUUUAAUAUUUGUGAUGUAUGUAAGCUUCGAGUAUGACACCGUUUGGUGUCAAUUGAGAGUAAUUGACGGGUUACUAAAUCUGUUAGCAUAGUAAAUUAGCCCAGUUACCUACUCUUAAUAUCUAAUCACACUAGUAAGGUCACUUCAGUUCGGCGACUAUAAAAGGUCAUAGCAAGGUAGGAAAGUUACCCCAUCAUGUGUUUUGAACAGCGAGACCAUUAAAGGUUAAUUUAAACCAUUCAUUAGCAUUGAUCAAUCAGAUUAUUUCCCCUAUGAAGCCUCACUGUCGAGAGUGGAUGUUGUCUGGAUCUGCAGAUUAUGUUUGUUCUUCUUGGCACUGCUGAUUAACGACCAACACGUGAGCAGCUGCGGGUCAUACAAAAGUACUGAUCGGACCUUGCGCUAGACUGACAAACGACACAAUGAAUCGCUAUCUGCCAGUUGCAAGACAGCACUUCUUGGGCGCAUUAUCCAACACUAGUGUUGUGGUGAAGUCCAUAUGUGCCUUAGUGCUCCUUCUGUAUGUGCUCUCAUGGGCAGUUGACACUCCAUACGCCCUGGGCGUGACGCCUGGCUACCUCUUCCCCCCUAACUUCUGGAUCUGGACCUUGGUGACCCAUGCCGUGGUGGAGCAGCAUGUGUGGGGGGUGGCGGCCAAUGUUGGGACUGUCAUGGCCUGUGGCCGGCUGUUGGAACCUCUGUGGGGUGCCUUGGAGAUGCUAAUAUUUUUCGCUGUGGUCAACAUCUCUGCAGGCCUCCUGACGGGCCUCUCCUACUUACUCACGUACGUCGCCACCUUCGACCUGGACUACUUGUUUGCUGUGCGGGUCCAUGGGGCACCAGCUUUCCUCGGGGGCGUGUUGGUGGCCCUCAAGCAGACUAUGCGGGACACAACGGUGCUGCGGGUUCCACAGGUGAGGCUCAAAGCGGCCCCGGCGCUGGUCCUCCUCUGCCUGGCCCUGCUCCGCCUCUCAGGCCUCCUGGAAAGUGCUGCCCCUCUGGCGGCCUACAGCUUUGGCGCCCUGGCAGGCUGGGUCUACCUUCGUUUCUACCAGAGGCACAGCCGGGGCCGCGGGGACAUGUCAGACCACUUUGCCUUUGCAUCCUUCUUCCCUGAAGCGGUGCAGCCGCUGGUGGGGCUGCUGGCUGGCCUGGUGCACACAACCCUGGUGAAGAUCAGGGUAUGCAGGAAGAUGGUGAAGCGCUAUGACGUCGGGGCACCUUCUUCCAUCACCAUCACUUUGCCGGGGGCGGACCCCCAAGACGCAGAGAGGAGGAGGCAGUUGGCGCUGAAGGCCCUGAACGAGCGACUGAAGAAGGUGGAGGACCAGUCGGCCUGGCCGAGCAUGGACGACGAAGAGGACGACGAUGAGGACGAGGUUCGGACCGACACCCCGCUGCUCUCUGGACAGGAGAGAACCUUGCCAGCAGGGGGGUCUAGUGGUUCCCAGAACACCACGGGACAGGAGUCCAGCAUCAUCAGCUUUGAAGACGCCCCCUCCAGCUCAUAGCAGACACACUGAUACACACUCAGCCAUACUAAGUUUUGACUACACACAUACACUAGCAGUUUUUGACACAUUGUCAGGCUUAUCAGUUUUAUGCUCUGACUCUCCGAAGUUGUACACAGAUACCAUCAAGGACCCGUUGCUCUCCUGGCCCCACCUGCAUAUGUCCAUUGAAACUUUAAUGCAAUGUAGAAACACAUUGGUCUCUCCCUAGUUCGUCACGUCUCUCCUGAAUAAACGAUUGAAUGGGUGUACAAAGUGUUUUGUAAUCAAACUUAUUUUGACCCGAGACACCUGCUCCACACCUGCUGCUCGUCUGACUCCCACACCUUGUGUCUGAGACACUACGACUGGAGCAGAGACUCUUGGCAAACUCCCCAUCUGUUGCUGUGUGUUCUUAUUGUCCCAGAGCAAGCUUUCAGCAGACGGAUGCAGAUUCUCAGUGGGUUUCUAGGUCAUCCUUUUGUGCUGAUUGGUGUUUAGUCUUCAAGGACUUUGACAUCUUUCUUUUAUCUCUUCUCUCCAUCACUGAAAGACUGAAAUACAGUUAUGGCCAAAUAUAUUGGCACCCUUGCACUUUUCUUAAAUAAUUCCCUAUUUCUUCUAAAAUAAGUUGAAAUUAAAAACAAACAAAAAUAGUAACCACACCUUGUUAUUGGUUUUUCAACAUUGCAGAACCAAUUUGACUUGUUUAGUUUUAAUUUAGAAAAUAAAGACACGGCAUGGACAAAGAUAUUGGGAACCUUUGGCCAAGAUAACUGCAGACAAACACUUCUUAUAGCCAUCAAUGAGCCUUUCUGAUGACAAUUUGGCCUGCUUUUCAGCAGCAAACUGCUCUAGUUCUUCAAUAUUUGAGAGGUGCCCUCCACCAACUGCUGUUUUCAGAUCUCGCCAAUAGGUUUUUGAUGUGACUCUUCACUGGCCACUUCAGAACAGUCCAGCAUUCCUGGGUGCUUUUUGAUGUGUGUGUGGGGGGUUGUUAUGCUGGAAGACCCACAACUUUCAGUGGAGACCCAUUUUUUGGACGCUGGGUUGAACAUUGGACUACAAAACACCUGAUAAUCUGCUGAUUUCAAGCAACCCCACAACAUUACCAAACCUCCCCCAUCUUUGAUUGUAGGGAGGGUGUUAUUUUCAUUGAAUGCUUCAUUUGGUCAUCAGUAAACACAGCACUGAUCUGUAUUGCUAAAGCGCUCCGAUUUUGUUGCAUUGGUCCACAGAACCUUUCCCCAGGAUUUAGGCUUGUUUAGGUUGGUUUUUGAAAAGUUCAAACAGGCUUUUUUGUCUCCUUCAGCAGUGGGGUCUUCGUAUGUUUACCAACGACCAAAUUAAGCAUUCAAAGAAAAUAGGUCCGAUAAUGCUGUGGGGUUGCUUUGCUGCAGGACAUCAGGAAAUCAGCAUAUUAUCAAGGUGUUUUGGAGUGCAAUGUUCAACCCAGUGUCUUUGUUGAAGGUUGUGGAUCUUCCAGUAGGACAACAACCACAAACACACAUAAAAAGCACCCUGGAAUGGUUCAAGAAGAAACGCUGGACUGUUCUAGAGUGGCCAGUGAAUAGUCCAGAUCUGAAUCACAUCAAAGAGGACUAGAUGUUGUACACAGUGGUUUCCUGUCAUUGGUGGUUUGGCCUGACAAAGUUCAGCAGCUUUUGACAAUGACAGAGCAAUACAGCCACUGAUGCAGUCUUGACAGACUCUCUUCUCCCCAGGGAACAUUUUGUCGAAAUCUCUUGUUUCUUUCUGGUUUCUCCUUUUUUCCACUAUUUAUCUGUGUCAUGUCUCUGAAUGUUGGUUAAGAUAAGAUCUGCACUCUGAAUCUUUAACUCUUUAUUUAUGAGGUUUGAAAUGUUAAGAUGUGGUGAAUGAUGCCAAUACUGAUGCUGUUCUGUUUAAUUUGUUGGUGAAGGUGGCUCAAAGUUUGGUUUUCACCAGACAGGUUCCUUGAAUUUCCACUAAUGAUGUGUUUCUCUUUGUACUGUGGCCAUUGCGCAGACUCCUCUAUUUAGUUUCAGAUAUUUAUUUAUCCCUACAUGAAAUAAAAUCUGAUUGUAUGAAA